UUAACCUUAAUGUUUAUUAUAGCUGGAAUAUUUUUUACACUUUGUCAACAACAUGUAAACAAUAAAGUUCUGAAUAGUAUACACUAGCUAACUAAGAAGUAUGAACAAGAAGUCUAUAUAAAAUAUAAAUAAAUACUGGUACACUAAUAUUCAAUGAUUCUAAACGAACUUUUUUUUUAUUAAAGGCAAGAAGCAACGACUGGAAACGGUGCAGGAUGCGCAGCCAGGCUGUUCUCCGUGGGAGGACCAACAAAAGUUCACCAUUAGCAGCACUAGCAGCAGCUCCGAUUCCAGUGGUGAAGAGUGUAAAGCAGACACCGGAAUUAUGUCUAUGGCCAGCAUAAAUCACUUGAAGAUGGCAGCAGUGUGUCGAGUGUGCAAAAAGGGAUCCAUCCAACUGAAGGAACGUGGCCAACAGCAUGAAUUUGGAACACGUUUGGCAAUGUUGUGCAGCAAUAGGAAUUGCAAGAAAACAUAUAAAAUAAAUGCCUCAUCUUUUCAUAGCAGCCGUAAGACAGGCAAACAAUAUGACAUCAACAAGAAGGCCAUCUUUGCGAUGAGGUGUAUUGGACGCGGCAGACGAGGACUGCUAAAGUUUGCCAGCAUCUGUGAUAUGCCAAAACCUCUGAGCCCGGGACCCUAUAGUAAGUUAAGUAAAGAAAUGGCAUAUCGACUAGACGAUGACCUUCUUGAGGAGGUUCUUUUCAAAUCUGCAAUAGAAGUCAAACAAAUGAAAGUUUCAGCCGGUGGUGCUUGCAGCUCAGAGCAAGCCAAAAUUGUUCUACACAAUGAAACGGCGAUGCAAGAGCUGGUUGUCGACAUUGCAGUUUCAGUCGAUGGCUCAUGGCUGAGGAGAGGGUUUUCCUCGUGGCACGGGUUUGCGUGCAUGAUAUCUGUGGACACUGGGAAGGUGCUCGAUAGAGUAUAUAUGUGCUCCCACUGCAGUGAUUGCCAGCGUUGGAAAGGCAAAGAUGGGACAGCCCAGUAUCUGGAUUGGGCUGUACGCCAUGAGCCAAACUGUAACCUGAAUCAGGAUGGAGGCACAGGGUGCCAAAAUCCUGUGGGAGAGAAGCGUCGAGAAAUAUGGACUCCGCUAUACGACAUUUGUCGGUGAUGGUGACAGCUCUGCAUUCACAAUGAUAGAGAAGUGUAUACCUUAUCGAGCGCUGUGUACUGUCCACAAAGAAGAAUGUAUUGGGCAUAUUCAGAAGAGAAUGGGCUCCCGUCUGAGAAAACUUGUCACUGACAAUAAAGGGGAAAAAUUAUCAGACGGGAAAGGCCUAACGGGAGCUGGCAGAUUAACCCAUAAAGCAAUUGACAGCUUUCAGACAUUUUAUGGAAAAGCUCUACGCCAGAAUAAGGGGGAUGUUGCAGCAAUGAGUAUAGCCACAAAGGCUAUUCUGGAGCAUUACAGAUCAACAAUCAGUGAACCACACCAUCAGUAUUGUCCAGAUGGUCCUGACAGCUGGUGCAAAUGGAAAUCUGACCAAUCCACUGGAUCGCAAACGUACCUGCCUGUGAAAAAUCCCCUGCCAUAUGCUGUUGUACAGGUACUGCAGCCUGUAUUCAACUUCCUGUCACGCAUUGAAUUUUUAGAAGGAUGCAAAAACUGUCUAACUCAAAACCAAAAUGAAAGCUUGCACCAUGUAUUGUGGAACAUGGUUCCCAAAGACCAGUUCCACUCAACCAAUGACACCAAGCUAGGAAUUGCAAUCGCUGUGAUGGUAUUCAACUGUGGAAUGACUCGGACCUGCCGCCUGAUACACAAGUCGUACGGAUGGGACUUUUCCCCCAAUGCUUCGGCCAUGUGGAAGCGCAUCGACAGGGUACGCCUUGGACAGCGUAAACGUUCGCUGACAGACAUUGCAAAACUGAAGAGGAAGGAGAGCCGUGGAAGCCGCCUUGCUCAGCUGGAUGCCUUCAAACACAAGGAAGUUCAGCCACAUUACCAGUCGGGAGCCUUCCAUCAUGAACAAGAAACUGUGCAGAGUGUGCCUGCUAAAGUGAGAACGUGUAAGACCUGUGGUAAGGCGAUGAAAGGACACAGUAAGAAGGAAUGUGUGAGGAAGCCUUAAAUAUGCAAUACGCAUUGAAGCAGUUCUACUUCUAAAGCACAUGAAUAUGUCAUUGUUGUAGCAUUUAUUAGCAAAAUCCUCGCUGCACUCUCCCAAAAAUUCCUUCACUUUUGGGCGUACACCAACCAU
Molecule: messenger RNA, 2204 nt
Organism: Priapulus caudatus
Lineage: Eukaryota; Metazoa; Priapulida; Priapulimorpha; Priapulimorphida; Priapulidae
Exons: 1
Coding region: 1035-2075 (346 amino acids)
Source: RefSeq, a predicted model, not a curated record